This is a messenger RNA of Lagopus muta (rock ptarmigan), 3124 nucleotides long. RefSeq names its product microcephalin 1 (gene MCPH1). The coding region runs from base 128 to 1417 and encodes 429 amino acids. The transcript is spliced from 13 exons. The record is from RefSeq and is a predicted model, not a curated record. Gene Ontology annotation, biological process: mitotic cell cycle. NCBI's taxonomy places the organism in Eukaryota, Metazoa, Chordata, Aves, Galliformes, Phasianidae.
CCCUCGCUCCAGCCGUAGGCGGUGACCCGGCGGCACCGCGCAGGCGCGGCAGAGCCCGGCAGCACCGCGCAGGCGCCGCGGAGCCGCGCGGAGGAAGUUUGAACGGUGGCGGGUACCGGAGCCGCUGAUGGAGUCCGUGCUGAAAGGUAUAUGUGCAUUUGUAGAAGUUUGGUCAUCUAGCAGAACAGAAAAUUACUCGAAAGCCUUUGAGCAGCAACUUCUUGAUAUGGGAGCAAAAGUUUCAAAAACUUUCAACAAGCGUGUGACUCAUGUAGUCUUCAAAGAUGGACAUUCAACUACAUGGAGAAAAGCACAGAACGCCGGUGUAAAGAUUGUUUCUGUACUCUGGGUGGAGAAAUGUCGAGAGACUGGAGUACGUGUUGAUGAAUCUUUGUUUCCUGCAGUAUACAAUAAUGAGGGCUUACCACUAAAACACAAAUGUAUGCAGCCAAAGGACUUUGUUGAGAAAACUCCAGAAAAUGAUAGAAAACUGCAGAGAAGACUGGACCAGAUGGCUAAGGAAUUAGCUCAACAAAGGAUAGGAAUUAAUGCAGAAACUGAUAUACCGGUUUUACUGUUUGAAGAUGAUGGUUCACUUGUGUAUAGCCCUGUUUCUAAAAUAAGAAAUCAAUGCAGUGAAAUGGAAAGAAGAGUAAAUGAGAUGAAGGAGAAAAGAGAAAAUCUGUCUCCUACUGCUUCCCAAAAGUUUCAAGCACCUCUAUGUUGCUCACAAGGAGACUGCCCAUUGUCUACCUCUGUAACUAACUCAGAAGACCCAUUAUUGCAAGGAGAAAAAAAGAAAGACUGCUUAAACUCAAGCUGUGAUGACUUUUUUGGAACUAUUACGUCAAAGAGACAGAAAAAAGACGUAGAAAACAUCUGCGAUACUCAGACUCAUACUCACGUUUCUAUGAGUGCUUCAGUGAAUUUUCCCUCAUGUGGUUGUGACCAGAAGAGCUUAAUCCAGAAGCAAUCUAGCAGAAGAACCUUAGGUGAUGAAAAUUGCGUGUCAGAGUAUGAUGUUACUUAUGGUUCUUGCAAAGUUUUUAAUGAACAAAAAAAUAAGCACAAAGGGAUGGUAAGAAAAAACAGAAGACUCCAAAAGCCAACAAGGACACUAGUCAUGACAAGCAUGUCUUCUGAGAAACAAAGUGUAGUAAUUCAGGUGGUGAAUAAACUGGGAGACUUCAUGUUCUCAGACGAUGUAUGUGAAACAACAAGUCAUGUAGUUACAGGGAGUCCUCGUCGUACCUUGAAUGUUAUGCUGGGAAUUGCUCGUGGGUGUUGGAUUGUUUCUUAUGAAUGGGUUCUGAGUUCUUUGGAAUUUGGGCACUGGAUCUCGGAGGAACCAUAUGAACUUUCUUCCAACUUCCCAGCUGCUCCUGGUGCUUCUGUUGAGGAACAAAGUUGGUGUUGAAAGUCAUACUUCCAUCACCUUCCCAAUCAUUCCUUUCUUGAGUCAUUCUGGAGUCCAACUGUAAUAGAUACCUUAUAUUUAAAGAUAAGAUCAUAAUAUGAGCUUGGAUGGAGUUUACACGUCCUUUCUUAUUAUUUCUUCUUAAGAAGCAAUAUGGAAAAUGAAAGGGUAUUCUACUUCUAUGUACUGUUUAUUUGAUUACAAGCAGGAAGUAAAGAAGGGGUUAUAUUACUGUUGUAUUCUGAUUGUUUGCACCGAAUCCAAAGAAAUUGUUGCAGUCAUCUUCCUAUAGUAUUCUUUCUAAAAUAUCCUUUUCUUUCUUUACUUUGAUAUUUCUAAGCAAUGCAAUCUCAUUUAGAUAACGUGACGAUAUCACUGUAAAACUUACUUACUCUAAAAUUUUACAUUCAUGUUAAUGAAUAACUGCUCUAGUCUAAUGGUUGGCAACUUUGCCCAUGGCAGGCAGGUUAAAACUAGAUGACCUUGAUCUUUUCAAUCCUGGCCAUUCUAUAAUUAUAUUUUAAAAAUUAAUUAAAUGUCUUGUUAAACAAUUGAUCUGCUAAAGAUCUAUCUCAGCAUCUUUGAUGAACUGUCGUCAGAAGGAACCUUUUGCUUCAUGUUUUUCCCCAGCAAAUUGAAACUAACUAUGCAGUGUAUAGUUUUGUACCUUUGUUUUCUUACUAAAACAAUGACAUUUAAUAAUCAGAAGUUGGCAUCUUUUUUCUUGGCCAGGUUAAGCAUGCGUACUGUGCCAGACUCCACUACAUUUUGUUAGAAGAUUUUUUUUAGAUUAUUGGGCUGAGUGUGUAUGUUUAUUGUCACAAAUAUUGGGAGUAUUUUCUUUAGUCGUCUGAUGAAAUGCAGUGAGGGAGGAAGCAUGUUCUUUCCAUCCCAAUUUUAUGGAAUCAUAAAAUAUCCUAGAUUAGGUAGUUCAAUGCCCUGUUCUAAGCAGAUCUAAUUAGAUGAAGAUACUCAUGGACUUUUCUGGUCCACCCUCAUGGUAUUAAACAAAUAAAUAGAAGUCCUGCUAAGUAGAAUUUCCCAAAUUCCAAUUUAUGUUCACUGUUCCACUACAGUACUCCUCCAAGAAGGGAUCUGGCUCUGUCUUCUCUGUAUCAGAUAGCUGUAGACAGCAGUAAGGUCUCCCCUUCCCCUUCUCUGGUCCAGGUAGAAAAAUGCCGUCUCUUUUUGUAUGUCAUAUGCUGUAGCUCCCCUACUAGAUUGGUCUUUACUUCCAUGAAUUUCUAAGAAAUUAAUUUUGUGAAGUGUUUUUUAGACUGACAUCUGUAUAUCCUUAAAAGUUUCCAGGAGAAAUAAUAAAUUACUUGAACCGUGAUCUUAGAUGCAUUGAGAUUAUUGUGCACAACUCUUCAGAUGACGAUUGUUCAUUUACAUUUAUUAAAUUUAUUUAGAAUCAGUUCAUGAGGUAAUAUUGGGAGUAUUUUUUAUCUCUGAUACUCCUUAGUAGUGGAGAUAUACAUUUUUGGUGAAGAAGAAAGGUGGUGUUGCAAGUGGUAGAGUACUCUGAUAGCAGUUUUAAUGACUUCCAGUAUGAAAUGUAAUCAAUAAAAUAAAAAAAGCAAAUGUUACCCAGUAGAUGAAUUUAUUCACAUUGUGUCAUACACAGAGGGCCUACUUCUUCAUGGAGAAUUUUGAGGAGGGGGAAAAAAAAACCAACCAACAUUAUGUUCUUAGGUAACCUUCAGA